This is a messenger RNA of Orussus abietinus, 930 nucleotides long. RefSeq lists its product as uncharacterized. NCBI's taxonomy places the organism in Eukaryota, Metazoa, Arthropoda, Insecta, Hymenoptera, Orussidae. The transcript is spliced from 4 exons. The record is from RefSeq and is a predicted model, not a curated record. Bases 139 to 930 code for a protein of 263 amino acids.
CUAUCGAUCAAAAUAAUUGUUCUUUUUAUACAUAUACCAAAAUAUUAAUGGUAACGUUCACUUUCAUAAAUUAAUUACAAUUAUGGUAUAUUUCUUACUUAUUAUUUUUAUCAAGGAUAUCAGUUUGUGUCGAGCAAUAUGACAAAAUAUAGUAUUCAUUCGAAGAAUGCAGGCAAUCAUAAGGAUGGUUUCAAUUGUCACAUUGACGAGGUUAAAAUAGAUUCUUUGUCCGAGCCUACGGCUAGUUCAAUUGACGUUCCAUGUCUGCCGGUAAAAUUGGCUUCAGACCCUUACAUAUAUUAUACCGUGAACUAUGAUGAUCUAUGUGGUCCAUGGCGUACUCCACAAAAUCCAGCACAUCAACUGUACGAUUCUACAUUGGUACCACGACUUUGUACUUGGGAUUUUAUUGCAUCGGAAGACAUCUCAUUCAUGAAAAAAUAUCAGACUGACAAAGCACAAAUUGUUUCAUUUCUUGAAACAAAGUUAUGUGAUAUUAAAUUCAAAGAUAAAAGCAAACGUAUAUUUUUAGGGAAAUUUUAUAAUGGAGGAGGUUUUUCUUUCAGAAAGAAUUGCUUUUCGGGUAAAGCAGUUUCCGCUCUGCUGGGAUUAGUUUAUCUAACUCAUCGUCACUUUUUGCAAUCUCCAUGGAUAACUGCUGCUGAAAUUUAUAAAUUCUUCUACGAUGGAGUUCUGCUGCACUCUGUCUCAGAACCACCCAAAAAGGCUGAAAUUUUCAGCCCAAAGGAAUGCAAUUUAUCCCUCAAGCUGUUCUGGUCGAUUUACAUGCAAAACCUUGCCCUUUUACACGUUUCCUGUAUUCCUAAAUAUCGUUUGAUCUUCAAGUUGGAAAAUCCUCCAGUGGUUCUCGAAAAGGCAACGUCUCAAUCUGUUUCUCUAACCGGUACUGAAAAGAAAAAGAAGAAGUAA